AUGCGGAUCCGCCGUGUAAACACAAUGUAAAUAUUUCUAAAAGGAUCCUCAUUUUAAGCUUAUAUUCGUUUUAUUCUUCUUUUUUUACUUUGUUGUUUUUAUCUGGUGUUUUUUAUUGGACGUGUUUUGGACAGAAAUGGAUAACAUGGAUAGUGAAACAUCAGAGUUUGAGCAGCAUUCAGGAGCCGAGAUGAGCACGAGCCGGGACAACGCUCCAGUUUAUUGCAUUUGUCGCAAACCAGACAUCAACUGCUUCAUGAUUGGUUGUGACAACUGCAAUGAGUGGUUUCAUGGCGACUGCAUUAAUAUAUCCGAGAAGACGGCUAAAUCCAUUAGGGUGUGGUACUGUGAGAAAUGCCGCAGUAAAGACGACUCUUUAGAGACCAAGUAUCGGAUGAAGAAAAGUCGCGAGAGAGACUCGGAGGACGACGACAUGGAGCAGCAGUCCGAUCUCGACACGCCCGACAAGCUCGACCGCCGCCGUGGCUCACGGAUCAAGCGCUCGGCGCGGAUGUGCGGCGAGUGCGAGCCCUGCAUGCGCACGGAGGACUGCGCCCAGUGCGACUUCUGCAAGGACAUGAAGAAGUUCGGCGGGCCCAACAAGAUCAGGCAGAAGUGUCGACUCAGGCAGUGUGAAGUGCGGGCCCGGAAAAUGCUGCGUGUGAAGGAGGAGGAGCUGGCCAUGUCUAAAGGAUGCGAUCGAUACCAGUCGGAUUAUCCGUUAUCCGACGAGUUCAGCGAGAACGAGCUGGAGCUCUACCAGCAGUACUGCGCCGGCAGAUACGGUGAACAGGGCUGGAACAGCGAUGAGGACGACGGACAGUACCUCGAUCCUGCCGUGCGGAAGAAAGCUGUGAAGGUCAAACACGUGAAGAGGAGAGAGAAACGAUCCGAGAAAAAGAAGGAGGAGAAUAAACCCCGUAAGCACAAGCCGAAGCAGAAACACAAGGACAAGGUGAAGCACAGCGAGAGGACCGAAGCCCGAGACGGCGGCGAGGCCAGACAGUGUCUCGGACCCGGCUGUGUAGAAACGGCGCGUCCCGGCUCCAAGUACUGCUCCGACAACUGCGGCAUGAAGCUCGCUGCCAACCGUAUCUACGAGAUCCUCCCUCAGCGCAUCCAGCAGUGGCAGCAGAGCCCGUGUAUCGCGGAGGAGCAGGGAAAGAAACUCCUGGAGCGCAUCCGGCGGGAGCAGCAGCUAGCUCGGACACGCCUGACCGACAUGGAGAAACGGUUCCACGAGCUGGAGAACAUCAUCGCCAAGGCAAAGCAGCAGGUCGUGCAGCAGCAUGAGGAGGUGAACGAGGGAGACGACGACACGGACCUUCAGAUUUUCUGCGUCUCCUGCAGUCACCCGGUCAACCCCAAGGUGGCGUUGCGGCACAUGGAGAGGUGCUACGCCAAGUACGAGAGUCAGACGUCGUUCGGCUCCAUGUAUCCCACACGUAUAGAGGGAGCAACGAGGCUGUUCUGUGACGUUUACAAUCCCCAAAGCAAAACCUACUGUAAGAGGCUGCAGGUUCUCUGUCCGGAACACUCCAGAGAUCCAAAGGUGCCGGCGGACGAGGUGUGCGGAUGCCCCCUGGUGCGGGACGUCUUCGAGCCCACCGGCGAGUACUGCCGAGUGUCGAAGCGCAAGUGCAACAAGCACUACUGCUGGGAGAAGCUUCGGCGGGCCGAGGUGGACCUGGAGAGAGUCCGAGUGUGGUACAAGCUGGACGAGCUGUUCGAACAGGAGCGCAACGUCCGAAUGGCCAUGACGAACCGCGCCGGUCUCCUGGCUCUCAUGCUGCACCAGACCAUCCAGCACGACCCGCGUUCUACAGACCUGCGCUCCGGCAGGGACAGAUAACCCAUCGGCUCCUCAUUUAUACGCAUUUGUACGUUUCGUCUUUUUAAGUGUAAAUAUCGUGUUAAUACUGUUGAUUAUAUUUUAACGAUGUUUUUGGAGUGCGACUUAAUCCCAGGCAUUGCUGUCGACCCAGCCGGGCAGCCGUACAGACAUGAGGGAGCGAGGGGAUAGGUCGAUAUCAUUGCUGGUGUACGUUUGCUCCCUCUGCUGACCAGCGGUCGUGUGUCUCUCUGGAUCGGUCUGGUCUAGUUUCCACUCGUCGUAUGGGGCGCGUCGUAUAGCCUCAGCCCUCCUAGUAGCAAGAUUCUAAUAGAGGGAAUUGGAGAUGACUAAAGGGAGGAAAAAUUUUGUCAAAGAUUACUAGUGUAGCCUGCUUUAUAGGGUCACUUUGUGUGUGUGUGUUUAUUAAUAAAUCAAUUAUUUUAUGAUGUUACUGUUUUAACAAGCUAAAAAUGUGUAUGUGUGCUCAUUGUGUUAGAACAGACCAUCUAUUAAUAUCAAUAAAG
Trichomycterus rosablanca is the source of this 2358-nucleotide messenger RNA. It is a transcript of the gene cxxc1a, whose product is annotated as CXXC finger protein 1a. The record is from RefSeq and is a predicted model, not a curated record. Bases 137 to 1852 code for a protein of 571 amino acids. Lineage: Eukaryota; Metazoa; Chordata; Actinopteri; Siluriformes; Trichomycteridae. Gene Ontology annotation, cellular component: Set1C/COMPASS complex. Gene Ontology annotation, molecular function: DNA binding; zinc ion binding. The transcript is spliced from 14 exons.